Molecule: messenger RNA, 2156 nt
Organism: Teleopsis dalmanni
Lineage: Eukaryota; Metazoa; Arthropoda; Insecta; Diptera; Diopsidae
Exons: 2
Biological process (GO): DNA integration
Molecular function (GO): nucleic acid binding
Source: RefSeq, a predicted model, not a curated record
AUGACUGUUUAAGCGGAACUAACAGCAUCAUUACCGCCUUAGACACUCAACAACAACUUACGGAACUGCUCAGUAAAUCAGGAUUUAAGCUGAGAAAAUGGUGCUCAAAUAAUACACGACUCCUACAAAACAUUCCGAUAGAAGACCAAGAAAUCAACCUUGAUUUAGAUGACUCAGCCAUAAAGCCAACAAAAACAUUAGGCAUUAUUUGGCUCCCGAAAUCAGACGAAUUUUGCGGUAAGGCAGAGAUGUCAUCGGACUUAGCUCGAAUUUUUGAUCCUUUGGGAAUUUUUGGCCCCAUUACUGUAACAGCUAAAAUAUUCAUGCAGGAAUUGUGGCAACAAAACUAUUCCUGGGAUGCGGAACUGUUACCUCAGGCUCAGCUAGAAUGGAAGCGGUUUAGAAAUGACUUACAAACAUUAAAUACUGUGAAAGUACCCAGACAUAUUUUUAAUUCGACGGUUCCCUGUUCGAUUCAAUUACACAUGUUUACGGAUGCAUCAGAGAAGGCAUAUGGAGCAGCUAUGUACGUGCGAGCAAUAUAUAAUGAUAAGACAAUAACAUCGAGACUAUUGUGCGCCAAAUCUAGAAUAGCACCAUUAAAGAAACAGACACUUCCACGACUAGAACUCUGCGCAGCAUUGCUGGGAGUCGAAUUAGCAGAAAGAGUUAAACAAGAUUUAAAGUAUCAAAACGUGCCAACCUACUUUUGGUCCGAUUCCAAAAUUGUUUUGUCAUGGAUAAUAUCUUCAUCUGCCUCAUUGCACACAUUCGUAACAAAUCGUAUUAGCAAAAUUCAAGAGAUGUCACAUGCUGAUCAAUGGCAUCAUGUGGCAUCAAAGGAUAAUCCUGCUGACAUCAUUUCCAGAGGAAUAAAGCCAAACCCAAAGGCAUUUAACAUCUCAACUGAUAUCGAAAGACGACAAGGACAUACAGUUAACAUUAUCAUUCAAACGACUAGUUCUGAUCACAUGAUAAAUCAAAUUGAUCAUCGAAACUCAUUCAGAUACCUCCAAAGAACAAUUGCUUAUGUUCGCCGUGUAUUUCAUCGCACACAAUCACCAACAAGAACACUUUCUCCAAAAGAAUUACGAGAUGCAUUAGUCUUCAUAAUUAAAACUAUUCAGGGCUCAGAAUUUGCAAAGGAAAUCUCUGAUUUAAAACAAUGUAAAGCAGUCAACAGUUCAAGUCAACUAAAUACUUUAGCACCGUUCAUUGACGAACAAGGUGUACUUCGUGUUGGAGGAAGGCUUGAAGCAUCAACAUUGCCAUAUGAUGCUAAACACCCAAUGGUAAUUCCUUACAAUCACUCAAUAGUGAAAUUGAUGUUCAAAAUGAAACAUGAAGAAAAUUCCCAUUGUGCUCCACAAUUAUUGCUAAGCAUAAUGAGACAAAACUUCUGGCCGAUUAAAGGAAAGAUUAUGGCGCGAAACAUUGUUCACAGCUGUGUCAUCUGUUCAAAGGCAAAACCAAAACUGAUGGACCAACUCAUGGGCAACUUACCGACUGAUCGAGUUACUCUGACUAAACCAUUUUUUACCACAGGAGUUGAUUACUGUGGCCCGAUAUGGAUUCAUUAUAAAAUUAGAGGAAAAAGGCCAACAAAGGCAUAUUUAGCAGUAUUUUGCUGUUUCGCGACUAAGGCUGUUCACCUAGAAGUGGUGAGUGACCUGACAACAGAGGCAUUCAUAGCCGCUAUUCAACGUUUUAUCAGCAGAAGAGGAAGAUGCCAAACAAUUUAUAGUGACAAUGCGACUAACUUUGUUGGGGCGAGAAACCAACUACAAGAGCUCCAGUCUACCAUUUAUUCAGAAAAUGGAAAAGAAAAGAUCAUUAAGACCAGUAGUAACAAGGGAAUUGACUUCAAAUUCAUUCCACCAAGAGCUCCUCAUUUUGGAGGACUCUGGGAAGCUGCCGUCAAGUCAGCUAAACAUUUAAUGAUUAAAGGAAUUCUCAACGCUUCAUUGACUUAUGAGGAAUUGACAACAGUCAUAACUGAAAUAGAAGCCAUGUUAAAUUCAAGGCCAAUAACAAAAAUGUCAUCCGAUCCAAAUGAUCUAACAGCGCUUACACCAGGAGAUCGAAAGGUUUCAAAAUGGCACAGCAGCACUUCAGCAAUUGUGCCCAUUGUUACAGCAUCAAGAAAGCUGUUAUGA